CUGAUAUAUUCAUUGUUAUUGACAGAAGUAUACGAACGAAGUGCUGUCGUGUUGAUAGCAUUCAAAUCAUCAUCUAAUUCAAAGGUAUUUUUAUUUCAGAACUGAACCAGGUGGACAGAAUUGCUUAUUUAACGUCUUCAUGUUACUGAAUAUCGGUUUGAAAGAUAUGGGGUACAAACCAAGUUUUCUUGUUUUCUUGGCCUUUGGACAUGUUUUGUGCUUGGCGGCAGUGUUGGGCGACCUUACAUGCAUGGAUCCAGAAGGGAAUGCAGUUGACUGGUUUGCCAUGUAUAAGAUUCCACACCUUAAAGAUAACCCGGAUCCCCUCAUCAAAAUCGGUCUGGGGCAUGUAUAUAUGGACAUCAAUGCACCAAAGUGGCGGCCUAUGAAUGUCUCGUUGAACGCGACCUCGGGACACGCUUUAUAUUACACCUUAGAACAAAUGUACAGCCAGCACGACAGUGAUGACUUUGGUUAUAUUCUGUAUAAUGACGAUCCACCUGAGCAUCCCCCAUACAGUUUUAACUACGGGCACACAAAAGGUGUGUUAAUGCUGACACCAUCAAGAGGCGUCUGGCUGGUACACAGCUUACCACGGUUCCCCCCAGUCACAUCGUCCAGCUACUCCUACCCACACAACGGAUUGUACUAUGGACAAGCCUUUUUAUGUGUUACUUUUACUCCUGACGCAUUUGACAAAAUCGGUGGCCUGUUGCUGUACGACUACCCCCAUAUAUACGACCAGAAAUUGCCAAGUAGCCUUGCCCAAAAAUUCGAGAACUUGAGUCUGGUAGUACAAGGCAAAAACAUAUCUGGGUCCCCGGCUGACCAGAUCUUUCCUCUUAUCUCUGUCGGUGGUCAUGAUUUCCUUAGCUUUGGGAAAAGCAAGUUAUUGGAUAAAGAUCUGUACUACGACAUUGUUGCUCCUGCUUUGGAGUCUGACCUUCUGGUGGAAAGUUGGCAACACGAAAGCAUUAUUCCGUCAUACUGUGAGGGCAAAUACACGGUAGAAAAUGUCAACCUUAUCCAGCUCCCCAAUGGGAUAAAGUUCGAGGAAUACGAUGACCACGCAAAGUGGGCCAUCAGCAAAACUGCGGACAGCCAGGGUAAAAAGUGGACAUGUGUAGGGGAUAUUAACAGAGAAUAUGGCCAAUAUAAACGGGGUGGUGGAACACUGUGCUUCAGCAAUCCAGAUGUUUGGGAAGCAUUCCAUGGUACUAUAGCGGAAUAUAAACAAUGCAAAAAGGGUACAUCAUUGAAUUAAAGUGUUACGGUAACUGGUUUUGAAAUGCCAAGGAUCGAUAGUCAAGUGAUUUCAUAAUAGUCAAGCAGGGCAACUUAAAAUGCCUACAAAUGAUCUCUUCUUCUUAUUUAUUAUUUUUUUUUGGAGGGGGGGAAUCAAAAAUUUUC
This is a messenger RNA of Lingula anatina, 1410 nucleotides long. Its product is annotated as plancitoxin-1. The record is from RefSeq and is a predicted model, not a curated record. Gene Ontology annotation, biological process: apoptotic DNA fragmentation. Gene Ontology annotation, molecular function: deoxyribonuclease II activity. Lineage: Eukaryota; Metazoa; Brachiopoda; Lingulata; Lingulida; Lingulidae.